AUGGAAAACCAGGGGAAGUCAGGCGUAAACGGCAGCACCCGCAACGGUGCUACCGCCGUCGCCGGGGCCUCGUCCGCAGUUCUUUAUACACUCCUGCAGGAUCUCGGUCUGACAGCGACGGCACAGGCGCUCUGCGAAGAGCUGCAGCGGCAGCACGCCUCCGCACCCGCAGCCGCAGCCAGCGUACCGCAUGGGCCCAGCCUCCCUCCUCCAACUGGUCAGCACGAGGCCGCCGCCGAUCAGCCGCCACCGCCAUCACCGUCGUUGGAGUCGACCAACACGGCCGUGAGACGGCUAUCAGCGGUGUCCGUUUCGCCGCCCCCACCCGCCGCCCCGACCGAGACGGUCUCGAUCCCUUCCUCCACCUCGGAGGACCCGCACGCAGAAGAGGAGGUGAAGAAAGCCCAGGCACCGGUCAACGAUCUCGGUGCGGACGCAGGCCCAUGCACGGCAGCUGUCGCGGCUCUCGCUGCCUGCGCUGUGGAACCCGUCCACGCAGCUUUUUCGAAAUCGAAUCCAACGCCGGCCACCAUAGACGCCAUCGAGGCGGCUUUGCUCACGCUGUGGAAGGGCGAGGUCAGCGCCGUGCACCCGACAAGCGCAGCUGGUCCAAAGGCGUUCUACAUCGCCUCGCUCAUCGCGCGGGCAGCGUGGUGCGAGAUGCACCUUACGGAGGUUGCGUUCCUGCAAGAGUACCAUCUGGCGCAGUCUUCCUCGUGUGUCUCGCCGGCAGUGACGGCGGUUCUGCACGACGCACACGAAGUCCUGGUCAGCCACGCCCUUCAACUUGUUGCGACGCUACAAGAGCUACUGGCGGUUACCGGGUCGUCGGCAGCGGCAAGCCAGGUCCGUGUAAAGGAGGGGAAUGGCGCGGAUGGCGCACGGAACUGUCCUCCGCCUACCGUCGAGACGUCCCUGUCAACGGUGAUGACGGCGCGUCUGCACGCCAAAGCUGUGGAGUGGCUGCGCAAUGCGGAGUGUGUGAUGGCGUGGGUGCUGCAACGGCAGACACACUUUGACGCGCCCACCCAGAAGGCCAACGGUGAGCAGCACCCACCACAGCAGCGCAAACGACGGUGUCUCGAGCCCACGCCCGCGCCGGGCCAGCACCAUGCCUCGAUGAACCACAAAAACGGCAACGGUGUGGUGCCGCAGCAUCUGCGGCCUCUUCAAAAUGCUAUUCUUGGGAUCGCCAGCGCCGCCACGCACAACGAGGACGGGAGCGCGACGGACGGUGUUGGUGUGGUGGUCGUGCCGGCAUCCUAUCAACAAUGCUUGGCAGCAGAAAACGCACAGACGCACCCGGACGGCGUCGAUCUUCACGCCUCGGUCCGCCUUCCCAUCUCGGUGCGCCUUGCCAUGGCUGUUCAGCGCAUCAAGCUUUUCCUCACCUUAAUGGGGGCCCUGGCGUUCAACGGCGACAACACCAUUGUCUCUACAGUCGUCAAGGCUGCGAUGACGGACCAGAAUGCCGCUUCAGGCAGCAACGGUCACGCGUCAGCGCAGAAGAAGGCCACACCCGUGAAGCACGCUGGUGCGACAGACGGUACGGUGGAUGUUGUCCGUCGCUGGUGGUCGUGGCGGUGCGUCACGCAGGCGCAGCUGCUGCAGCAGAUCGCGCGUCAUCUGCGCUCCUUCGCCGCGAUGGCCACCGCAGCCUCCCCAACCGCCACAGCGACAGCAGCCCUUCGCCGCGGAAGUGUCCCCGCCAACGAAGUGCUGUCCUUCGUCUCCCUCCUCGACACACAAGCAAGGCAGCUACUCCUCUCCCCUGUCUCCGUCGAACAUCUUGCGGGAAUGAGUUCCUUUGGGGUACCAGCACAACAGCAGCAGCAGCAACGCACUCACCCGUUUCUCGCAGUCCAACUUUUGAAGGCGUUGGAGCUGGAGCAGAACGAGCGCGCAGCCUGGUUAGACCGCUUCGCUCUCGAGUACGCCACCGCCACCUCUGCGGUUCACCUGCCCAAAUCCCUCUCCGUUACCACCACCAGCCUGCAGAGCAGCGGCGAGGUCCUUUGCAGCCCCAGCAUCAGCGUCAGCAGCCCAGCGGCACGCAGCGAGACUUCCUCGGUGAACUCUGCGGUGUGGACGGUGCCUUUGCCCAACCUCCCCGUCUCCACACCAACGAGAGCAGCGGCGUCAGCGGGGACAGCAAAGCCGCUAGCGGACGCUCCACAAGCAGUGAACGCGGCUGUCGGUGUGCAUACUUUGGAAUUCGCUGCCGAAGCCGCAGCGGCGUGUACGGCGGUCCGCGCUGCCGCGCACGUGCUGCGGUGGCAGCCGCACUUUACCGACCUCCUCACCACCAUCGCUACAGGGCGUUGGCAGGCCCCCACAAACACGUCACCCAUCACACAUCCCUGCUCCCAGUACAAUCGAACACGACUCAACCUCAUGCAUGCCCUGAGCCAUGCACAGGAGUUGGUGCGACUGCAGCCUCGUCGCCCGGUCGCCGUGAACGGCUGUGAAUACGUGCCGCGACCCGGCGUGGACGCAAGCACCGAGGCGACGCUUUCGUUGGUGGAACUGAUGCCACGCGUCAUGCAGCUCUUCACGUUGCAGGACACGCACGUGCUGCAGCGCGUGCAGACGCGGUUGGCGGCGUCGAAGACAACGAAGGAGGCGGAAGAGGAUGGCGAAGCGGCGGCGGAUGCAGCGACUACGCAGCGCAAAGCAACGAAUAGCGGGGCAACCGUGCUGCUCGCGCGGCAGCUGCGACGACCACAAGAAAGAGCAUCAGUGUCGCCAACAGCGCAGCCGGCGGCGCCCUCUUCUUCAUCGUUGCCCCGAACGCCCUCCUCGCAGCGAGAAGGAAGCGGCAACAGCAUUAGCAACCAAAACGCUCAUCCCAACAAACGUGCGACGCUCACCUCACUGGCCAGCACUUCCGGCUCCACCGUCGGAGCUGAGCCGGUGCCGCUGCGUCGGCUCGCCGUCGCGGUGCAUCAAGCCUUUGCCCGCGGCGCGGCGUCUACCACGACAGCCACAACACCAACAACAAUAGCAGCAGCGGCAGAGGACAACACUGCAGACCACAACAACGGUCCCAGCGCACCAGGCUCCACGCCUUCUACCAGUGCCGGGUUGAGUCUCGCCGGUCGGCCAGAGAGGGCAACGUGGUCGCCGGAGUCGGCUGGCUUGGAAACCGCAGAGUCCCUCGAGCCCCUUCGCGCCCCUUCCUCCUCCUCUGCUCCCUCUCCCCCGGUACUGUCCUCAGAGAAUGAAGAGCAGCCCAGCACCCAGCAAAGCCACCACAGCGACAGCAGCAGCACCGUCAGCGGCAGCGCGGAGGCCUUCCACGGCGACGAAGAGGAGGCUGUCGUGUCCAUCUACAACCCCGAUAUCGAGGCCGAAGAUGAGGAGGAGGAGCACAUCACGGACGACGAGGAGACGGAUGGAGAGUGGUCGCAGAGCGCUGUCGAGGUGGAAGAAGAGGAGGAAGCGGAAGACGACGAUGAGGUCGAUGAAGAUGAGGAAGGUAGGUCCGAAGCAUCUUCGGCUGAUUUGGACUACGACCGCGCCGAGGACGCCAUGAAGGAGGAAGUAGAAUCCGUGGAGGUGACGGACGAUGGUCGUCUGCUGGCGCUGUUAACGGCGCGUGGCCGGCUGACCGUUCUCCGCCUGCAAGCCCGUGACUCCUGCGAAAAGUACGAGGAGGAGGUGUUGCUGGACACCAUGUUGCCGCGUGUGCCGGAGAAGCGGCUGCAGUGGUACGAAUCGCUGAGCUCCUUUGUUCGCUUCUCGCCCUGCCACCGCUUCGUCCUCGCCUCUGUGCAAUUCCUCGCCGUCCACGAGAAGCAAAACGCGCGUGGGGCGUUGGCGCGCUCGCAGGGAGACAACGCCGGCGAGGUCUGCGUCUUCUCGCUGCACUGUGAAGACCACAACGGCGCCGAUUACGAAAGCGACGGCGCAGGCAGGAGAGGUGGCAAGGGCAGACGCGCUCGCACGCAUUCGCAGAUCACAAGCGAAGCAGCGUCCACCGCGGCAACGGCGACAGCCGCCACUACAACCGCGUUUGCUGAUCGCGCACAGCGCCUUCUAUACCCGCUGCCCGAUCGCCUGUACGAGUGCUUUCGUCCGCACACCGCACCGUGUCUGUCGGCGCGCUGGGUUGACCCACGCUGGUGGGGCGGCGGUCGGCGCAGUCGCUGGGCAAACAGUGCGACGGAGCCGUUGAACACGACGACAGCGGCGGCCGCAGUCGUGGUGCGGAGUGCCGAAGGCAGCAGCUCGGCCCAACGGUCGCCGGUGCAGGAGCCGCUGCAGCAGCAAGAACAGCAGCAAUUGUUGCCAGCCAGCUGGCGUGUUGCCGCAGCCGUGCUUCUUAGCGAGUACCAGUGUCUCUCCGUUGGUGCGGAUGACCGCAUUAUGCGAUGGAUGGCGUCCUCUGGCGUGGUGCUGCAGAGCAUUACAACCGAGCCAGCGCAGGACCUCGUUGUAUCCCCGUUGAUGGCGGCCUUUUACGUGAUGAGCGACGCGGGUGAUCUUUGCAUGUACGACGCGUGGGAUGAGCGGGACUUCGGGGAGGCGGGCGGGAGCGCCUCGAUUUGGUCGAACAGCCUCGACAUCUGCGAGCACGAGGCACGUCUGUUGAUGCUGCCGGUGACAGAUGACGGCCACCCGUACUACUACCGCACCGGUGCCUCGACGCAGCCGUAUGCCGAGGUGGCGGACCCGGCGUCUCGUCAUCGCGGUGCUGUGGCCGAUGAGAGCGGUCCUGGCGCCGUGGGAGGCGGUUUUGAGGACGAGGUGCACAAGGCACGUCAUCUCGUGCAUUACACCGGUCCCGUGACGCCAGUGUUCCAGCGCAUGAUCGACCCGGCGGAGACGCGGCGGCGGCGGAUGCAGACCGUCCAAGGUCGCAGCAGCAGCAGCAACGGCAACGGCAAAAGCAACAAUGUGCAGCGUCGAGCGCGUUCGCAUCGUCGUGAGCCGCGCGAUGACGACGGUGCAUCACACCGUGGAGGGGACGAAGAAGAAGGUUUGCAGGAAAACCGUGGCCGUUUGGUGUGCGGUGGCCUGCCACAGAGUCUGCGCUGGUUGCUGCCGCGACGAUGGACGGCGCACACGCCGUGGGACUCGCAGCUCGGCCGCCGGCUUAUUCAGCAUUUACUGAACCGGAGCAGCGCUCCGACAUACGCGGCGGAAGGUCAGCUGUGCUACGAGCGAGAGGACGAAGACGACGACAGCGAAAGCUACGAUCCGGCCGACACGAAGACGCGUUCUACGGGAAGAGGCGCUAUUGCGGGCACGCGGACCUCUCCCCCGCAGCCACAGCGGCGCGGCGAGGAAGAAGAGGAAGAAAAUGGCGGCGACGGCACCGAAGACGAAGCGCAUGGAACCGAAAGGGAACGUGUAGGCAGCGUCUCCGGAUACUCCAGUGGCGUCGCGGCAGACGAAGAAGCGGAGCAGGCGGAAGAGGAAAUGUGGGAGUACGACUACACCAGCAGUGCACACCGCGGUGUCGACGAUGACGGCGUGCGGCCGCCUCCGCAGCUGUCGCAUUCCGUCGUCCAAGGACAGCGCGACGACGUGGCCGCCGCCGCACGAGACACGCCGGUGGCGGUGCGAGAGUGUCCAUCUCACCCAACCCCGGCCCGCGGCUCGCUGCGUCGCGCCUACUAUCCCAGCGGGGCGUGUCUAGUCUACAAGAGUGUGGGAAGGGCGUUGUGCGCAGCCGCGGAUCUCGCGGACCGGCAGCGGAAUGAGGAGAUGGGUCCCGGCGGCUUCACCCACCACCUGCUCUCCUUCGCUGUCUCGGGCAGUCCGCAGUGGACGAUGGAGAGUCGGCUGUGGAAAGGGGACGAGAGCGGCGAGGGAGAGGAGGAGCAGUCCGUAGCGGCGCUGGACACGUUCGAUCGCGCGGAGAGAACGAAUGGCUGGGCCAAUGGGACCAGCGGCAACAAAAAUGGCUUUCCCGUUGUGGGGAGGACAACACCCACCCACUGGUCCACCGCGGCGCUUGCACGUGUGAUCUUGUGGCGCAACCGCCUGAGCACCCUCCGUCACUUAGAGAAGGUUCCCUUAGACACCUGGGCCCAGUGGGAGACAAGGGUGCUCGCCACUACCUUCCACGCAGACGUGGGAUCGCAGACAAAGGCAGACCGCGCAAAAAGCGCAGCGACACCGAAUUGGAGCGCGGCGGAGAUGCUGGCCACUCGCGGCUUUCAGCGCACGCGUGACGUGUGGCGACGUGAUGCCCCUCCGGCGCAACGCGGCCUAGCCGCCACCGCACGCAAUGGCCGCUACCUGUGCAUCAUGGCCGCCGUGGGCCCUUAUCGCAAGCUGGUGAACCCGCGCGAGCCACUGCGCGACGUGAAGGGUUUCUACGCCUGCGUCGUAUUUGACUUGUACGCCGGCACCGUGCUGCGUGUCAUUCCUGUGCGCCCGGUCGACCCGUCGGACGUGCAUGGGCUGAACGCGUACACCUCGCAGCAGCACGAGAUGGACGUGAAGAUGCCUCUCUAUCGCCUGCAGUGCGCCGUGACGAUUGUGCCGGUCGCCGCUGCCACUCCGUCAAUGAAGGACAACGACAUGCAGGCGGCAGAGGAGGAGGAAAGGCGUGACGACGAUGCGGCGGAGCCGAGCGAAAUUGUGGUGCUGACGGUCGGUGGGCUAGCGAACACCGUGUACGUCUUUGACGCGUUGAACGGCCGUCGCUUCGCCUGCGUGUGCGAUGUGGAGCGCCGGUGUGGGCUGUCGGCAGCGGCAGCGUACGCGGCGUCUCAGGCAGCGCGUGUUGCCUCCGUGGCGGUCGUCGCCACCACUCCCACAAAUACCCCCGCUGUGGAGAAGCAGGGUGGUGGUGUUGGGAUGGCAGCACCGUUGGCGCAGGAGGCGCCGCCGGCACCCCGCCCUUCCUCCUUACUCCCCUCCUCCAUUCGUAAACCAGCCGAUGUGCUCGCCUCCGUGGCGGCGUGGGGACGCGGCACCGGCUUUGACGGCAUCACCGACCGUUCUCACUCUUCCACCUCCACCUCCUCCUCCGUCACAUCGCUCUCCGCCUCCGAGGGGCGGCUCGCACAUGUUGUGGACGGUGGGGCAGCCGGGGUGGCGUCUCCGAUGGGGCCGGCCCGAGCGCCGCUCUCCUCCUUCAUCGCAGCCGCAGCACCGCCGUCGCAGCAGCAGCGAGUGAGGGACCCCAACGCACAAGUCGACGCGGCGUACCGUGCCGUGCUGCAAGCCGUGAGCGACGAUGGGGAUUUCGUCCCGCGUCUUCUGCAGGCCAACACGGCGUGUGCGUCCGCUGCGGUGGAGUGGGACUUACGUGCGAUCCUCGGGGUGUACCACCGUCAACACGGUACCGCAGCCGCGCAGCUAGCUCAUGUGAACACGGGAGGAGUGCAAACAAGCGUAAGAAAUGCGGAUGACACGAGCAGCGACUCGGACUGGGAGACGGCGGAGGCGGAGGCGUGGGAGCUGCACCUUCCGCCCCAACAAAGCAGAACUGCCGGCGGUCCGCCCCCACACACACCCGCGGCCUCGUCUACAUUGCCCAAGAACGGAGGAGGGGCUGGCAAGACAAAUGGGAAGGCGGCAGGCAGCAGCAACAACGGUGGAGGUGCUGCUGCUGCUGCAGCGGCGGCGGCUUCUUCAUCGCCCUCCUCCACUCUCUUCUCGUUCUACCAGGCUCUGUUGGGUGGGACGUCGUCAGGGCUGAACGUGGACAAGGACAACGGACAUACGAGCGCGUUGGUGUCCGCCCGCGGGUCGGGGUGGCGGCAGCAGCGACGUCGCCUCCUGGAACGCGUGCUGCGUCACUACGAUGUGGAUCUGCUUUGGCAGGCUUACGUCGCCCUCUUCGCCGCGUCCACGACGGCUGCGAACGCUCUCGCGCCGCAGUCGGCCGUGGCGGCCUUGGUGACGUGGGCCCGACACACCACAGCGGACGCUGCCAGCAGUAUGACCGGCCCCCUCGUUGUCUCCUCCGGUCCAUGGGUGUGGUGUGGCUCCCGCCGUCGCUCCAGCAAUUUCAACCCCAUCAUCACCGCACACCAACCGCACCAUCGUGUGGGGGAGGUCACCGGAAGUGAUGGAACUGUGAAACGGGGAGACGAGACGGCCCACACAGGCCACUUCACUGGGCAGGACAACCCCACUGGCGCAUCGGCUAUCGCUAAUGAAGGCGCGUACAACCGCAUUCCCUUUGCGCGUGUGCUGCAGCAGCGAGAGGAUUUCAUGUGGGAACUGCAGGAGCUCGAGAACACUAAGCAACCUACCCUCUCCGCGUCAGCCGCGCGUUCCGAAGGGGGGACGCCGCCGACGCCGCCGCGGUCCCCAUCACGACCUGCUUCCUCAUUGCUCGCGCAGCUGCGCACUCAGGCCAUGUUGGAUGGAUCGCUGCCGCCCAGCGCGAAGCUCCUCCACGCACAGCAGCGCGACGCCGCAACAACGGCGCCUAUGCCACGCUCUACCUUGAAAUUUCCUCCCACGCACCACCAGAAUCAGUUGCGAUUGGAUGUGGUUAACGCGGUGGCGACGUGGAGCGAUGCAAAUGGGGGGUUUUAUUUGUGCCUUGGCUCUGAGGACGGUGGCGUGUACCUUCUCGGCGGCAAUGUGGAUGCCUGA
Leptomonas pyrrhocoris is the source of this 8568-nucleotide messenger RNA. RefSeq lists its product as hypothetical. The transcript has a single exon. The coding region runs from base 1 to 8568 and encodes 2855 amino acids. The record is from RefSeq and is a predicted model, not a curated record. NCBI's taxonomy places the organism in Eukaryota, Euglenozoa, Kinetoplastea, Trypanosomatida, Trypanosomatidae.